This is a messenger RNA of Mercenaria mercenaria, 3152 nucleotides long. RefSeq names its product nucleoprotein TPR-like. The transcript has 7 exons. The coding region runs from base 223 to 2526 and encodes 767 amino acids. NCBI's taxonomy places the organism in Eukaryota, Metazoa, Mollusca, Bivalvia, Venerida, Veneridae. The record is from RefSeq and is a predicted model, not a curated record.
AAAACACAAGGUAAAUGAAUUAAAUUUCAUAGAAUGAUAAUAAUUUUAAGUUAGGCUAAGUAUAUUAGCUGAGGAGAUGAAGAUAUCAAAGGGUCAUUUUACUGAUGACCUCAUUUCACUAAAGGAUGCAGUAAUUAAAGAUUCCAGUAUGCUAACUUCACAGUAAGAGUGAUUGUUAUAUCUUUUAGCAAUCUUUUAUUGGUGUCUGAUUGAACCGUUAGAAUGGGAAAUACAAAUGUCAGCAAAGCACAAGUAGAGAAAUGUUUGGAAAAAGAGAAAAUAAUAGAUGCAUCGAUGGUCAGUUUAGCAUAUUCUCUGGAUUGUUGGUAUGCAUCAGCUGGUGUUUUGACAGAAUAUCUGAAAAGUCAGGAAACCCAUUCACCAGACGCUACUGCACGUUCAACAUUGGAUAAUCAACGCUUGUUCCUGGACCAGCAAAUGCUGCUUAUGACGACUGUUUUGCACAAUAAAGAUAAUGCGGCGCAAUCACUGUGUGACUUUUUGCAUUUUACCAGGGAGUCCAUUCGUUUAAUCGAAUGUACCAAUAUCAAAGACUCACCAGGCUUAACAUUAGAUAAAUAUUUGUCAAAGUCAAACGAAUUUCAGCCGGUGUUUGAAAAAGCUACUAGAGGAUUGGUAGAACAAAACAGGCAACUGAAAGAGGACAUCGAAUUUUGCAACAGAAAUGAAAGAAGUUUACGUGAAGAGAAUACUAUACUGACAGAGAAAAAUAUAGUACUUGAAGCUUUGAGUGACAAUUUACGAACAGAAAAAGAAAAACUAGAAAAACAGACUUUUGAACUAAGGGAAAAGGUGUGGACUAUAACAAAUGAAACGAAAGUCUCACAACAGCUCGUAGAAACUUUGAAAGCAGAGCUUACCAACGUAGUUGCUGACAAAAACAAGGAAAUUAAGCGUUACAUGUCAUCCGAAACUGAGAAAGACAAAAGAGUCGAAAACUUGAUUGCAGAACUUGAGCAGUCGAAGAAAGUGCGAGCUGAAUUAGAAACCAAUUUAACUGCACAACAGCAGCGACAUUCAAAGCAUAUCGAUGAGAAAGACUAUGAGAUAGAAAGACUUAAAACAGAAAUAAACAAGAAAGAAGAUGAAAGGAUACAUUUUAACACGGCAAAACUAAAACAUGACUUCCAGAAACUUACUCACGAAUUUCAAGAAAAAACAAAUACAUUGAAAUCAGCGGAACAAGAAGUGAGUAAGCUGCAACUGCAGAUACAGGAAAUGGAAUCAUUCAGAUCCCAGACAGAAAACCUUACAACAGAAAAUCAGAAAUUGAAAAAGCAGUUACAACAGGCACAGGCAGGCUUCAGUUGCGAGACUGAACGCCUUUCAACAGAAACCAAGAAGUUGGAACAGCAGUUACAUGAGACACAGAGAAACCUCAGUUCCGAGACUGAACGCCUUUCAACAGAAAACAAGAAGUUGGAACAGCAGUUACAUGAGACACAGAGAAACCUCAGUUCCGAGAUUGAACGCCUUUCAGCAGAAAACAAGAAGUUGGAACAGCAGUUACAUGAGACACAGAGAAACCUCAGUUCCGAGACUGAACGCCUUUCAAAAGAAAAGCAACUGUUACAACAGGCACAGAGAGACUUCAGUUCCGAGACUGAACGCCUUUCAACAGAAAAACAAAACAUGAAACAACAGUUAGAACAGGCACGGACAGACUUCAUAUCCGAGACUGAACGCCUUUCAACAGAAAGAGAAACAUUGAAACAGCAGUUACAAGACACACAGAGUGACUUAGAGAGUCAUAAAGAAAAAAAUAAGCUAUAUUUAAAAACAAUUAUAGAAGAAAAAGAAAAGAAGAAAUGUCUAGAAACUGAACGGGAUGAAUUUGCAAAUUUAAUACAGAGGAAAGAAAAGGACUUAGAAGAGUUGCAAAUACAGCUGUCUGCAAUAAAUCACGCCAACUCGGAACUGAAGGAAAAUAUGGAAAGUGCUGCAUCAACUAUUUCUUCAUUGAAACGCAGUAAUACCCGUCUUCUGGAAGACAAAAACAACUUAAAGCAAGAGCUUGAAAAGUUUAAGAGCAAAAGGGUAAUCCAAGUGCAAAUUUAUUACACUCGGAGAGGUGGGCUAAUUACGACUGUUGAAGAGGAGCUAAUUUGUUUGCUGAAGAGUAAAAUGGACCAAGAGGGCAAGCUUGAAUUAGAGUUCAUCAAACGAAUGAACGCGACCGACGUGAAUCCAAACAUGCCACUACUGCUUCUAUGCAUCUGUGCUUCAAGAAUCGGAACAGAUGCAGCAAAUACAAUACAAGGCCUAAAUAUAACGUCCAAAAUGUCGUUGCUGAUAUUUCAUCACAAAGAUGAGCAUGCUCUACCUAACCAAGCGAGCUAUCAAGUUUUAACCGGAAAGGAGUAUACAAUGUUAGGGGGUGUAUGCGACUUCGCUUUCUUGACAGGGAAAGGAAUUUAUACCUGCCCGAUGAAUAACGCAAGUAUUGAGAAGAUCAUAAAUUUUAUUCAUUCAGAAGGCGAAAGAAAGUUUUCUGACAGCAAGUGAAAUUUACAUUUAAGUUGGAUUUGUCAGGUUAAGAAAGCAUUCGUCAUUGAAUUGUACAGAAUCUCCAGAAUUUUCGAAUAUAAUAUAGGUAAAUCAUAGAUCGAUUCCAUUACCAUAUAAAGAAUAGCAUGUACAUGCAGAUAAGUCUGUUAUUCAUACCGUGGUUUCAGUUUUGAUCCUUUGGGAUCAUAGAGUCCAUUCUAGAGAUGUGUAACAGAGUUCCGCUUAAGCCGGUGCCAGGGGGCGUGAGAGGUGUUGCACAUUUCAUUGCCUCAAUCAAAUCGAGUCUGCUAUUAUUCUUCAUGGUUGCAUUCUAUGCUUCCACUUCAAAAGGAUCUUUCUACAGAUUUUAUUUUCCUAUAAAGACAUUUAAAAUUAUCUGUGUAGGAGGAAUAAGGAUGGAGUACGGUUUAUUUAUGUAGCCAACGGUAUUAAUUCCAAUCAUGUUUACUUUUCCAAUUACAUAUACAUGUAUAAAAGGGAUAACUGUAGAAUAACUUAAAUUAUUUCGAAAGGAAUAAAGGACUUUCAUUGGUAGUAAUAGCAGAUACGUUGUAAAAACAAAGAUGAUUCGAUGAGUGGUAUGCAGUGUUUAAAUAUUCAAAGUACAAUUGAUAAAACUGAUA